AUGGCGAAUGGGCAUGCUCUUUUCCCAUCAAGAGAGAAGGAAGUAAGCUUUGCCAGCCUAAUGUUUCUGGGAUGGCUCGGCCCGCUUCUCUCGGCCGGGAAAAGAGGAGAUAUUUUGCAAAGCGACCUAGAACGCAUCGAAACCCACCCAACCUCGGCCUUCUUCCCAUCGCCCGAUGCACAUUCGAAGAAGGAUGAGGACCGUUCUUUUAUGAGGCAAUUGGCUCGAGAUACUUCCCUUCGAACCUACCUCUUGUUCGUGUUGGCCAUGAUAUUAGCUGCGUUGACAGCAGCGACUACACUUUGUCAACCGAUUAUAAUUGGCGCUUUAGUAGCCUUUCUUCAGACUGAAACCCACACCUCCGUCGGGUCGUGGCUCGUUGUCGCUCUGUUCAUUGACUUCACUCUUCUCAACAUCCUCGUUGCACAGAGUACUCAUAUUGUCGAUCAAGUAUCAUUCCGCAUUCGGGCUUACCUCACCUACCGCAUUCACCUCAGAUCUCUAGAGCCAGCAACAUCGCGGACGACCACCUCCAGCGACUCCGAGAGCGCAAAAGUUACCGUGCUGGCAAAUGUGGACGUGACUCAAGCCGUCUUUGUUCUCAAAGUAAUCCCCGACGUUAUCACAAGUACCAUCAUUGUAGGUGUUGGCGCAUAUCUCUUGUACAACGCCGUCGCCCUGGUCUUCCUCGGACCUCUGCUCUUGGCUCUCGUGAGUGUCAGUGUUCCGAUAGCCCUCGGGAAGAAAUUGACGAAAAGUCAACGCUACGCUCUCGAGGCUACCGAGCGUCGUAUCCGUUCCGUGGGCCAGCUCAUAGAGCAGACGCGGAGCAUUCGCAUGGCUGGUAUGCAGGCUAUGGCUGAGAAGGAAGUGCUUGAAAAUCGCCAGAUCGAAAUAGAGGCCAUGUCUCUGUACCGGAAAUUUCUGAUCGGGGUAGUCUUUGCCUCGGACUCUGUGAACGGUCUCUCACUUCUGGUGACCUUUGGCAUCUACGCAGCCAUCAACGGAACAAAUUUGGACUACUCAACUCUAUUUACAGCUCUGUCGGUUAUUUCGAUCAUGCUCGGAUCGUUUCCUACCUUCAUCCAGAUGCUUCCGGCAUUGUACGAAGGCGUCGUCAGCUGGGGUCGCAUAAUAGCCUACGUGAAGCCCAAAGUCAGGUUGGCUGAAAGGCAUAACGACGCUACAGCUGCCAACGGGCUCAUUCACUUCGAAAAGGAAGCAUCUAUCUUAGCAAGAUUUUCCGAAGCGUCUUUAGCGUGGGGCACUGGAGCAAUCAUCAAUGACGCCUCCCUCACUAUUAAAAAGGGAACAAUGACUGUAGUCACGGGCAGCUCAGGCUGCGGCAAGUCAACCAUCUUGAAGUCUCUUGUGGGAGAGGUUCGCAUCUCCGCAGGCACGAUACAGUUGGGCACAAACAAGAUUGCAUUCUGCGACCAGUCUCCAUACUUCUUGGCCGGCCGUACUGUCCGCCAAAACAUCAUCUUACAGCGCCCCUUCGACGGUACACUUUACUCAGCUGUUCUCAGCUGCUGCUGCCUCCGGCCCGAUAUCUCUCGGUGGUCAAGCGGUGACGAGACCAUCGUUAUCGACAGCGCAGGGACCUCUCUCAGUGGAGGUCAGAGGAAACGAUUGGCCCUCGCACGAGCGCUAUAUCAUGGAGCAGAUCUUUUGGUCCUCGAUGACGUCUUCACAGGGCUUGAUGCCAAGACUGCCAGAGAGAUCACAUUCUUUCUGUCGUAUUGGACAGGGAAAUAUCAAGCUGGCGACUAUUCGAGGCCCCCUGGCUUCUACAUUGGGAUGUAUUCUCUCAUCGUUGGUUCGGGGCUCAUCGGCAUCCUUGUAGCCUGCGGUGUGUUUUUCCUCCGCAUGAUACCGCAGUCUGCAGUCUCAAUCCAUAGGGAUAUGCUCGAUGUCUUGGUCAGCUCCUCCGCCGGCUUUCUCGAGACGAAUAGCGUAGAAACUCUCAAUAGGUCAGUUACAAUCGACGUUUUGCGCAGUCCUCUCCACGUCAUCUCCAUCUGCUCACGGACGUUCAGGUUCACGAACGACGUCAAUGUCCUUGACCUCGCCCUUCCUCUGGCUGUUCUCAACUCAACAUGGGCCAUCGCCGCCGUUCUAGCAUCCAUGGGGGUACUUGCUGCAGGUUCUGUCUACACUCUGAUCAGCCUCGCAGUCUCUCUUUUUGUCCUCUACUUCAUCCAGCGCAGCUACCUAGCCACCUCUUCACAACUUCGGACUCUACAAAUUGCUUCACAGGCGCCUGUAAUCGGAACUUUGCGAGCAAGCUGUGACGGACGUGCGACGAUUCGAGCCUUCAAUCUGCAGGACAGCGCAUCCAGCACUCUGGUCAAUCAGGUCUAUCAGGCCAGCAAAUCAGCAUAUCUCUUUCGAUCCCUCCAAUCUUGGCUUUUUCUUGUCAUAGGACUUCUUGGGGGUGGGGUCGCUGGAACGCUGGCAGCCCUGCUGGUCGGGCUGAAGUCCAAGGUCAACGUUGGCUGGGCUGGCGUUGCUUUGGUGAACACAAUUACACUAGGAUCCGACUUGAAGAUGCUCAUGAAUUGGUUGACUCUUCUCGAAGCACAACUGGGCGUCGUUCGACGCAUCAGGGAAUUUAUUGCGACUACCCCUAGCGAGAACCUUCGAUCGGUGAACGCUGCUACACCGCUUGUUGAAGAGCUACCAGGCGACUGGCCCUCUGGAGGUGAGGUGGUACUUCGUGAUGUUUCGGCAGCGUACGGCGGGAAAAGCUCUUUGGCUCAACUUCUGUUUGGGCUAAUAACAAAAACCGGCGGCUCUGUCCACAUAGACGGUGUCGACUUAGAUACGGUCUCGCCUCAAUUGCUUCGCCAGAGACUUGUCGGAGCACCUCAAUUCUCAUUCUACAACGGACAGGCUAGCGUCAAGAAAAAUCUGGACCCGGGCGACAAUCACUCUCCCUCUGAUGUUGUGGAUAUGAUUAGACUUAUUUCAGUCGGUGUUUCUGACGGUGGCCAACCCGAAGCCAUGGUUGACGUCGAUCAAGCAUGGGAAUCUUCUCGGUUCUCUUCAUUUGGUUGGCAACAGCGCCUUGGUAUUGCGAGGGCGUUGCUGAGAAGAAGUGCUCUCUACGUCAUGGAUGAGCCUACAAGCGGGAUGGAUGCUAUGACGCAUAAGGCCAUGAUCCAUAACAUCCUCAGCACCCAUCCUAGUAGUACAAUGAUUAUUGUGACACAUCAUACUGAGGGGUUGGAAAUGUUCGACAGAGUUCUAAAGGUCGACGCAGGGAAGAUGGCGUGGUGA
Colletotrichum siamense is the source of this 3282-nucleotide messenger RNA. RefSeq names its product ABC transporter gloK (gene gloK). NCBI's taxonomy places the organism in Eukaryota, Fungi, Ascomycota, Sordariomycetes, Glomerellales, Glomerellaceae. The record is from RefSeq and is a predicted model, not a curated record. The transcript is spliced from 9 exons. Gene Ontology annotation, biological process: transmembrane transport. Gene Ontology annotation, molecular function: ATP binding; ATP hydrolysis activity; ABC-type transporter activity. Gene Ontology annotation, cellular component: membrane. Bases 1 to 3282 code for a protein of 1093 amino acids.